AUUCUCGAAGCUGGAAAAAAAAAAAAAAAAAACAGAGACAAAACAUGUCAGUCCUGGGCGACGACGGUCUGGGUUAUGAUCUAGCCCGGAAGCUUGAAACCCUAGGUAUGUGGCGCGCUUGGCUCGGCGACUCUCUCUACUCUAAUUUCCUUCAUUCCCUCUCUUCUCCUGCCUCAUGGCAGUCCUUCAUGCGAACCGACGACUCCAAAUCAAAGUCCCAUUUCCAGCUUCAGCUCCGAGCUCGCGCUCUCUUAUUCGAUAAAGCCAGCGUUUCUCUCUUUCUCAGAUCCAACACUGUUGCUGCAGUUUCCAAUCUCAAUCCAAAUUAUUUGCAAUUGCACGGUGAUGAUGUGUACUUCACUCUAGAGGAUGAAGAUCAACGACGAGAAGGGGGUGGAGUCGGGGCAACCACUAAGAGGUAUAAGAACGAAGAAUUGCCAGAAACAUGGUAUACUCAGUUUAUGGAAAAGCGUAAACUUAAAAGGCCAUAUAGGCUAUCAUUCGGGGACAGAGAGUCGGACAAACGCUCACCAGAGCAAAUGUCUACUUAUUUUAGACUUGUUGCUAGGCACAAAAGAAGAUGUCAGUAUUUGGGCUCUGGAAAUUCUAAUCUAGAAAGCACUUCAAAUAUGCGUUCUGGUUCUGUUUUAGAUGGGUCUCACUCGGUGGAUGAUGACUUUGUCUUUUUCCCCGAGACAAUGUUUAUGUUCAACUGUGUACCCGAUAGUGCAAUCCCACCAAUAAUUAGAGCUCGAGACAUUCAGAAAAUAGAGUUCCGUGGAGCUUUUGAUUCAUUGCCUCAGACCAGAAAUCCUGUAAUGAUAGAGAGGCUUGGUAUUAGUGUGGAACAAGGUGGGAGUUUAAAUCGUGGGAAAAAUGGGUCUGAAGGUCAUAAAAAACUCAGUGAAGAGCAAGCUUUGCAGAUGUCUCAAAAGGUAGUAGCCUGCUUGCUAACAAGAGUUGGUUUUGAUGGCGCAUCAGAAAUUCCCAUGGAAGUCUUCUCUCAAUUGCUCAGGUGUCAUAUUUCUAAACUAGGCCGUAUCUUGAGAGUACUUGCUGAUAGCUACAGAAAGCAGUGUUCAGCAGUUGAGCUACUUAAGAUGUUUCUCCAAACAGCAGGGUUUAGUAAUUUGGUCCACUUGAUGAAGAUUGUUAAGGAAGGUGCUAGAAAUACUGCAGAACCAACCCACCAACAAGCACACGGAAUCCAGUCACAAUUUCAUUCUCAGCACCAGAAUCUUCUUCGACUACCUCAGCAACUACAGAUCCCAAGACAAAUGCAUCCACAGAUGCAGCCAAUGGUUCAUUCCCAAAAUUUAACAUUUCAGCAGCAGCAGCAGCAUUUUGAGAGAUUGCGUAGGCGCCACACAUCCACUCCUCGCCCUGGUAUGGACGUGGACAAGGACAAGCCUUUGGUACAAGUAAAGGUUGAAAACCCACCGGAAUUGCCGUUGGAUAAUAAUGCCGUCAAUGCUUUCCAUUCCAGACAGCCACAGAUGCAGAUGCGGCAUCAACAAAUUGCUGCAAUGUCAAAUCUCCACGCUCAGCCUAACAAUCAGCUCAGGCAGUUGGCAUCCCUCCAAGUUCCCCAAAUGCAAACAUCGAACAUGGGUAUGGUGAGGGCUCCACCGGUGAAGGUUGAAGGUUUUCAGGAAUUGAUGGGUGGGGAUGCGGCAUUAAAACAUGACACCGAGGAAAAUAAGCUAACCUCUCCAUCAAGUAAAUAACUUAUGUCACAUGAUAAUCUUUGGCUUCUGUGGACUCCCCAUAUUCCCCUGGCAAGGCAAGGCUACCCUGGCAAAGCAAGACGAUUUCUCCAAGCAAAUUCUGGAAGAAAGGAAGUGCACGGAAGACAAGUGAAGGAAGAUGGUGUCCCCAUGUUGACAUUAGGAUAAAUAUUUGACAAGUGUCUUCGGAGGUUGUUUCUCAUUAUUAAUCCAAGUGCUAGGUAUUUAUUUGUCUACCACUGAAUAUGUAACAAGCAUUUGUAAUAAAAACGGAUAAACCAAACUCUUCAUAGUA
This is a messenger RNA of Populus trichocarpa (black cottonwood), 2022 nucleotides long. RefSeq lists its product as uncharacterized. The record is from RefSeq and is a predicted model, not a curated record. Lineage: Eukaryota; Viridiplantae; Streptophyta; Magnoliopsida; Malpighiales; Salicaceae. Gene Ontology annotation, molecular function: protein heterodimerization activity. The transcript has 7 exons. The coding region runs from base 45 to 1727 and encodes 560 amino acids.